AUGCCGACCACACACUUUUCAGAUGACCCUCCGCAGGUCAUGAACCAGGAGGAUCUCGAGCGCGCCAACGAGCUGCUCCGGAACCAGUCCGCCGGCGACAAAGUAGCCACUGCCGCCGCCGCCUUGGACGAGGAAAAGGCCGCCGCCGAGAAUGGCGCCUCCGGGAGCAGCGACUCGGCCGACGGCGAUGGCGUCCCGCGAACCGGCAGCAACGGCGCCCAGCUGGAAAAGAUUGGCACGUACGACAAGUAUGAAAUCACCGAAGACGACUGCUACGACGAGCUCGGCUUCUCGUUCCCCACGUGGAAGAAGUGGUACAUUCUCACCGUCAUCUUUUGGGUGCAGGUGUCGAUGAACUUUAACACGUCGCUCUACUCCAACGGCCUCGAGGGCAUCCGCGAGGACUUUGGCGUCAGCCUGCAGGCCGCGCGCUGCGGCGCCAUGAUCUUCCUCGUCCUCUACGCCUUUGGCUGCGAGCUCUGGGCGCCCUGGUCCGAGGAGUUUGGUCGCUGGCCCGUCCUCCAGCUCUCGCUCUUUCUCGUCAACAUCUGGCAGCUUCCCGUCGCCCUGGCGCCCAACUUUGCCACCAUCAUGGUCGGACGUGCCCUCGGUGGCCUGUCCUCUGCCGGUGGUUCAGUCACGCUUGGUAUGAUUGCUGACAUGUGGGAGGCUGAUCACCAACAAUACGCCGUCGCCUACGUUGUAUUUUCGUCUGUCGGAGGUUCGGUACUCGGUCCCAUCGUUGGUGGUUUCAUCGAGCAAUAUCUUCACUGGAGAUGGGCCAUGUGGGUGCAGCUCAUCCUUGGCGGCUUUGUCCAGAUAGUUCACUUCUUGACCGUCCCCGAGACCCGUUCCACCAUCAUGAUGAACCGUAUUGCGAAGCGUCGCCGCACAAAGAACGGAGAGAACAUUUGGGGCCCCGAUGAACUUGUCCCCUACCGUGACCGCUUUUCCUUGAAAGAGAUUCUGUCGACUUGGGCAAGACCUUUCAGGAUGUUUCUCACUGAGCCCAUUGUUCUGGUUCUAUCGCUCCUGUCCGGCUUCUCCGAUGCGCUCAUCUUCAUGUUUAUACAGUCCUUUGGCCUCGUCUACGAGCAGUGGCACUUUUCCAAGGUUCAAAUCGGCCUCGCCUUCAUCCCCAUCGGUGUAGGCUAUCUUCUCGCAUGGCUCCUGUUCAUCCCGGCCAUUAAGCGCAACAUGAAGGAGCGCGCAGCCAAGCCCCAUGACGAGCGUGCCCAGUAUGAAUCGCGCCUCUGGUUCCUGCUGUACACGGCCCCUUGCUUGCCCAUCGGUCUCAUCGGUUUUGCUUGGACCAUCCAGGGUCCUCCCAUUCACUGGAUCGGUUCCAUGAUUUUUGCUGCCAUUGUCGGUAUCGCAAAUUACGCCAUUUACAUGGCCACCAUUGACUACAUGAUUUGCGCAUAUGGUCCCUACUCUGCUUCCGCUACAGGUGGCAACGGUUGGGCUCGCGACUUCUUGGCUGGUGUUUUGACCAUUCCAGCCGUCCCCUUCUUCAGCAACAUUGGCACGUCGAGCGGCAAAAACUUGGAAUAUGCCUCGACCAUCCUUUUUGCCAUUUCUUUCGUUCUCGUCAUUGCUGUGUACGUAAUCUACUGGAAGGGGCCCGUUCUGCGACACCGCUCUCCCUUUGCGCAGCAGCUCGCCAGCGCACGCCAGGAGCACCCCGAGCGCCGCAACAGCGUCCUUCACGAAGAUCGCCAAGGAUCCAAAGCUUCUGGUACUCCGCAGCGGCCCGGAGCCGAACGACGAUACAGCCAGCAGCACCGCUUCUUUGGUGAAAGCCGCGUCACUCCUCGCCAGACUCCUCGUGGUACUCCGUCGGCGAGCCGCAGGCCUAGUCUUGCCAACCUUCACGCCAAAUAG
Messenger RNA from Beauveria bassiana ARSEF 2860, 1884 nucleotides. RefSeq names its product major facilitator superfamily transporter. The record is from RefSeq and is a predicted model, not a curated record. NCBI's taxonomy places the organism in Eukaryota, Fungi, Ascomycota, Sordariomycetes, Hypocreales, Cordycipitaceae. Gene Ontology annotation, molecular function: transmembrane transporter activity. The coding region runs from base 1 to 1884 and encodes 627 amino acids. The transcript has 4 exons. Gene Ontology annotation, biological process: transmembrane transport.